AUGGUAGCACCCAUCCAACACGAAGCGCUGGCCGAGCAUAUUGAAGCCAUACUCCGGAACCCAGAGGCCAUGAAAGACGAGAGGCUACGACGGCGUCUAUCCGAGGGCGGUCGCAAGCUCGGUAUCACUCUAGAGGACUCCGGUGCUACGCUGCGCAGAGUCGGCUACGCGCACUUUCAGAGCGCACUCGCUCGUACCGGCAUCGAAGCCGGCGUAUUUGCCGUUUUGGAGGCUGAACUAGACAGACAGUUCACCAAUGGGGAGCUGGCAGAGAAGACGGGGGUCGACCCGAAGCUCUCAAAGAGACUGUUGCGCUAUUUCCAGUCUCAAGAUAUCGUUUCUCAGCCCAGUGUCGAUGGCUACAGGACCAAUAACGUGACGCGGGUUCUGGGAAGCAGCGGCUACGGCACUUCGCUACUGUUCUUUGUGAAGGUCAUGGCCCCGGCCGUGAUGGCAAUCCCAGACUUCCUCAAGAAGCAAGGCUACAAGGACCCCAACGGGGUGACCCCGGGCGCUUUCCAUCUGGGUCAUCGCACCGAUAUGCACCCGUUCGCCUGGCGGGAAGGGCGACCAAGCGUAUUCGACGUCGUAGACUUCGAGAACGACUUGGCGCGGGGGGCGACGAGCUCGACUCCUCUGUUCGUGGACGUCGGUGGUGCCACGGGCUCCCAAUGCGUUGCCUUUCGGCGGCGAUACUCCAACCUAGUCGGGCGUGUUAUCCUGCAAGAUGUGCCGCAAGUCGUGGAGCAGGUUAUGGCGCAUCCGCUUGACGGCUUUGAGAACAUCGAGGUUGAGGCGCAGAAUUUUCUCACGCCGGAGACGGUGAAAGGGGGUCGAGCGUACUACUUCCGGAACGUGCUCCACGAAUGGCCCGACGAGAAGGUCGUCGAGAUCCUGGUCAACGUCAAGACGAGCAUGGCCGACGAAUCGGUCAUUCUCAUCGACGAGGCUGUCCUUUCAGAGCGCGGCUGCCCGUGGAGAGCGGCGCAGCAGGACAUGGAGAUACUGGCGGCCUUCUCGGCAUACGAACGCACCGAGGCUGAAUGGAGAAGCCUCGUCGAGGACGCAGGGCUAAUGGUACGCGAUGUGCGAAAGUACACCGAGGAGUACGAAGAUACCGUGAUAGUCGUGGGUCUUACAUAG
Molecule: messenger RNA, 1143 nt
Organism: Anthostomella pinea
Lineage: Eukaryota; Fungi; Ascomycota; Sordariomycetes; Xylariales; Xylariaceae
Source: the annotation of a GenBank genome assembly